Molecule: messenger RNA, 297 nt
Organism: Soboliphyme baturini
Lineage: Eukaryota; Metazoa; Nematoda; Enoplea; Dioctophymatida; Soboliphymatidae
Source: the annotation of a GenBank genome assembly
AUGUCACGAGUUGAUACCCCACGGAGGCACGCACAACUAGUGUCGAACAAUGAUCAGGCAAACGCAGCGGACACGUGUGUCGAACACAUCACCAGGGAGAACGAUCGCGACGAAGCAAACAGCGUAUCGUGCAUAAAUUACGGAGGGACGACCUCCAUGGAGGAACGCGAGAUAUCGGAACGUCGGAGAAACAGGAUCAGGAAGCAGCCGGGCUCCAAAGCGGAGACAUUCUGCGCCAUGCAGCAGCAUAUUCUGCAUUGUCUCAUACUGUCAACGGUCCGGAGUUUUCAGCCGUGA